UGAUCUCGAAGGACGUCGUAUAAAACCCUCGAGUUAUCCUCCAAAUUUUGCCAUUUCCUCACCAGCGCUGAUCGAGGACUUCAACUCGCAAUUACACCGUGAACACGUGCCGUUGUGUUGUUGUUUUUUCGGUGAUAGCGCUCAUAGAGACACAUACCGUAGUCUUCUGUUUUCUACUAGAAUGGCCAGUAGAGGGAAUAAAUAGCUGUGCGGAAAGGACUUUUUCAUGUGGUGGACAUUAAGUUUUAUAGUGUGCAAUUAAAAAAAACAAAAACAAAUAUAGUAAAGUGUUAUUUUUUCCUUUCAAAUUUUCGUUUAUUCGACAAUUCUUCGGAUUGAGAGCGCCACCUAACGACAGAUUCACGAUGGCGCCAAAUAAAGUUACUCAAAAGGAAAGCCAAUGGGCUGAAGACUACAAAUAUACAGCUACACCAAAGGAAGAUGACCAGAAGAAGAGUAAGAAGAAGAAAAAAGAGGAGAAAAUGGAAGAGCUCAAAAAGGAGUUGGAGAUGGACGAGCACUUAGUCCCCAUGGAAGAAUUGUACAGAAGAUUUGGCACAGAUCCUGACAAUGGUCUCUCAGUAGCCAGAGCAAAAGAAAUCCUGGAUCGAGAUGGCCCUAACCAACUGACACCACCAGAGACGACUCCAGAGUGGGUGAAGUUCUGCAAAGUCUUAUUCACAGGAUUUUCACUUCUGCUCUGGAUCGGUGCUAUAUUGUGUUACAUUGCAUACUCCAUUCAAUCCGCACAGUCAGAGGAUGCCCCUGGAGAUAAUUUGUACCUAGGCAUUGUGCUGACUGGUGUAGUAAUUGUUACAGCCUGUUUCUCCUACUAUCAGGAAGCCAAGAGCUCACGUAUUAUGGAUUCUUUUAAAAACAUGGUUCCUCAGUAUGCCUUAGUUAUUCGAGGUGGACAGAAAUUAAGUAUUCAUGCUGAAGAAGUGGUCGUUGGUGACAUAGUUGAAGUCAAGUUUGGAGAUCGAGUUCCUGCUGAUAUCAGAGUCAUCUCAGCCCAUGGUUUUAAGGUUGAUAACUCAUCCCUCACUGGAGAAUCAGAGCCUCAGUCAAGAAGUGCAGAAUUUACUCAUGAAAAUCCGCUUGAAACUAGGAAUAUAGCUUUCUUUUCCACCAAUGCUGUUGAAGGAACUUGCCGUGGCAUUGUGGUCAAGACUGGUGAUAACUCUGUGAUGGGACGUAUUGCCAACCUUGCUUCAGGCCUGGAAGUUGGAGAGACUCCUAUCGCUAAAGAGAUCGGCCAUUUCAUUCACAUCAUUACUGCAGUAUCUGUGUUUUUUGGUGUGACCUUCUUCAUCGUGGCUUUCAUCCUUGGAUAUGUCUGGCUGGACGCUGUCAUUUUCUUGAUUGGUAUCAUAGUAGCCAACGUACCUGAAGGUCUUCUAGCUACUGUCACUGUGUGCUUAACACUGACUGCCAAGCGUAUGGCCAAGAAAAAUUGUUUGGUCAAGAAUCUGGAGGCUGUGGAAACACUGGGAUCCACUUCGACCAUUUGCUCUGAUAAGACUGGAACUCUGACUCAGAACAGAAUGACAGUAGCUCACAUGUGGUUUGAUGGACGCAUAUUUGAAGCUGAUACUAGCGAUGAUCAAUCCAAUGCAUACUAUUCACGAAACAACCCAACCUGGAUGAGCCUGGCUCGUAUUGGUAUGCUUUGCAACCGUGCUGAGUUUAAAGUGGGACAAGAAAAAGUCCCCGUACUUAAGAGGGAGUGUAAUGGUGAUGCUUCAGAAUCUGCUUUGUUGAAAUGUGCUGAGCUGUCAAUUGGAAAUGUUACAGAGUUCAGAAGACGCAAUAAGAAAAUGUGUGAAAUUCCCUUUAACUCGACUAAUAAAUAUCAAGUAUCUAUUCAUGAAACUGAAGAUCCCAAUGACCCAAGCUUCUUGCUGGUAAUGAAGGGUGCACCUGAGAGAAUUAUGGACCGUUGCUCCACAAUACUCAUGCAUGGCAAGACACAACCCCUAGAUGACAACAUCCGUGAUGCUUUCAAUGCUGCCUAUCUUGAACUAGGUGGUCUUGGAGAGAGAGUAUUAGGCUUCUGUGACUAUAUUCUGCCAUCAUCUGAAUUUCCACCCAACUAUGAGUUUGAUUCUGAUGGACCAAACUUUCCUAUUACUGGACUUCGUUUUGUUGGUUUGAUGUCCUUGAUUGAUCCUCCACGAGCUACUGUACCUGAUGCUGUAUGCAAAUGCAGAAGUGCUGGUAUCAAAGUCAUCAUGGUUACUGGUGAUCACCCCAUUACUGCCAAGGCCAUUGCAAAAGGUGUUGGAAUUAUUUCUGAAGGCAGCAAGACUGUGGAAGAUAUUGCUGCUGAGAGAGGAUGCCCAGUAGAAGAGGUGGACCCAAGAGAAGCUAAAGCUGCUGUUAUCCAUGGUGGUGACCUCAGGGACAUGACCCCUGCUCAGAUUGAUGAAAUUCUAAUUAACCACAGUGAAAUUGUAUUUGCUCGUACAUCACCCCAGCAGAAGUUGAUCAUUGUAGAAGGUUGCCAGAGACAGGGACAGAUUGUGGCCGUAACUGGUGAUGGUGUCAAUGACUCUCCUGCACUCAAGAAAGCUGAUAUUGGUGUUGCUAUGGGCAUUGCUGGAAGUGAUGUCAGUAAGCAGGCCGCUGACAUGAUCCUCUUGGAUGAUAACUUUGCAUCCAUUGUCACUGGUGUUGAGGAAGGACGUCUCAUCUUUGACAACUUAAAGAAGUCCAUCGCUUACACUCUGACUUCCAAAAUCCCUGAGAUGUCUCCUUUCGUAAUGUUUAUUCUUGCUGACAUUCCCCUUCCUCUUGGCACCAUCACCAUUUUGUGUAUUGAUCUUGGCACAGACAUGGUGCCUGCCAUCUCACUGGCUUAUGAACAUGCAGAGCUGGACAUCAUGAAAAGAUCACCUAGAAAUCCUGCUACAGACAAGCUUGUCAAUCAAAGAUUAAUCAGUAUGGCCUAUGGUCAAAUUGGUAUGAUUCAGGCAUGUGGUGGUUUCUUCACAUACUUUGUUAUUAUGAGUGAGAAUGGUUUCUGGAUGAGUGAUCUCACUGGUAUUCGUGAAGAAUGGGAUUCCAUGGGCAUCAAUGACGUGGAGGAUUCCUAUGGUCAAGAAUGGACCUACACUCAGCGUAAGAAACUUGAAUAUACAUGCCACUCUGCAUUCUUCGUGUCCAUUGUGAUAGUGCAGUGGACUGAUCUCAUCAUUUGUAAGACAAGACGUUUGUCACUGUUUCAGCAGGGAAUGAAAAACCAUUAUUUAAAUUUUGGUUUGUUCUUUGAGACUGCCCUAGCUGCUUUCUUGUGCUAUUGUCCUGGAAUGGACACAGGCCUUCGUAUGCAACCACUUAGAUUCACUUGGUGGAUAGCUCCUAUGCCUUACAGCUUAAUCAUCCUCAUUUAUGAUGAAGUGCGCAAACUUAUACUUCGGCGUAACCCUGGAGGCUUUGUGGAGAGAGAGACAUACUACUAGAGAGGUGCAUUAAGUAAAUUUUUUUGCCAUUGAUUUUUAUUGUGCCACAAAAAAGUCAUGAAAACAAGUUUUAAGUAGAUAGCACCUGCAAUGUAGGUCAUACACAUUUUUUUUUUAAUUUUAAUAUAUAUAAAUAUAUAAUACUUCACUAUGGAUAAUGUGCAUUUAUUUGGUUUCUGAUACACAUAGUGUGAAUAGAGCCUAAAAGUGAAUGUAAUGUUUUUUAUAAAUCACAUUUAGAAUGUAAAAUUCAUGCUUCAUCUUUGUUUGGUAGAAUAAUUUUAUGUAUCUGGAGUAUAAAUAGCCAAUGAAAAGUUUUUGUUGUAUAUAAUUUUUGAAGACAUUUUUAAUAUUUUGAUUUCUGUAUAUUUGUGUAAUUCUAAUGAAAGUCAUUUGAUUAAAUUCAAGAUGUGUGAAUGCUCACUUUUGAGUUGCUUUAAGUUUUUCAUGAUCUAAUAUGCUGUAACUAAUUAUUUGACUAGUUUGGUAGAUCCCAGCUCUCUAUAUUUAACAAUCUAAAUAUUAGUCAGGUGCCCCAUCACCAAUAUGAUUUUUGUAUUUAUUUAUAUGGCUUAUGAGGCAUUAAGAAAUGAAUAAAUUAUUUUUUAAAGGGGUAAAUGAGAUUUUUUUUCUUUAUAUGCAAGAAAUAACUUGUAUAAAUGCCCAUUGUGUUGCAUAGAAACUGUCUCCUAAUUGUAGGCCUAUAGCCUAACAAUAAAGUUCUGUCAAUAUUUUGUUUAUGGUAUUUCAACUGUUGUAGAAAAAAAAAUCUCAUUAAACUGAAAAUACAUUAUAUAUUUUUUAGGGAUACAGCUUUUUUUUUUUAGUUGUUAGUUUAGUUAGUCCCCCAAAAAUUUGUCUAAAUUUGUAUGUAAUUUAUGUAAUUCCAUACUUGUGUUCCCCAUAAUACUGUUACUCAGGUCUUAUAGUCCCAUUUGAGUGUUAUUAUGGUGCAUCAAUUUAGCCAGGUAUUUCUCAUUGCUGUCUUCAAAAAGUACAUACCUUAAUAUAUAAAGAUGCUUGAAAUAAAACUUGUAUUUUUUUCCACUACUUCUCUACAGAAGUGGUUUAUUUCAAGCUGAUGUAAAGAUUUAUUUGUAAAUAUUUAAAUGCAAUUAUUUUCAUCACAUUUUUAUUUUGGAAAUUUUUUUUUUUCGUCCUUUAAACAUAAAGGUAUCAGGAAUAUUUUUCCAUGGCCCUUUG
This is a messenger RNA of Biomphalaria glabrata, 4664 nucleotides long. Its product is annotated as sodium/potassium-transporting ATPase subunit alpha-like. The record is from RefSeq and is a predicted model, not a curated record. Gene Ontology annotation, molecular function: ATP binding; P-type sodium:potassium-exchanging transporter activity; ATP hydrolysis activity. The coding region runs from base 366 to 3461 and encodes 1031 amino acids. Gene Ontology annotation, cellular component: membrane. Lineage: Eukaryota; Metazoa; Mollusca; Gastropoda; Planorbidae. The transcript has 16 exons. Gene Ontology annotation, biological process: intracellular potassium ion homeostasis; intracellular sodium ion homeostasis; potassium ion import across plasma membrane.